Messenger RNA from Macrosiphum euphorbiae (potato aphid), 570 nucleotides. The record is from the annotation of a GenBank genome assembly. NCBI's taxonomy places the organism in Eukaryota, Metazoa, Arthropoda, Insecta, Hemiptera, Aphididae.
AUGAAUGAUAUUAAAACAACAACGACUUCAGAUCCUCUAAUCCCAUCCUUUAUGCCAGAUGAGACAUGGUUCGAGUUACAGUUAUACAAUGGUUAUCGUGUAUGGCACAUUAUUUUUUUCAUCAUGACCGUCUUCUUUACACUAGUGGUGUUUAUGUGCUGUUGUGUAAGAUUUCGAAUUCCUAGGACUAAACAAGAGAUAGAAGCUGAUUUUGUACGUCGUAAGAUUGCGACAAAAUUUUGCAAACAAUUACGACUAUUGAGUGACACCGAAAUGGACAACAUGGACCUGUUGAAAGCAUUAAAACGACUUCAGUCGGAACUUGAAAUUCCUAGCAAUGAAACAGUAGAGGAGUCUGAUGAAGUAUUAUCAUCAACUAAAACUGCCUCGCCAAGUUUAAAAAAGUCUCCAAAAUCUUCAGAUUUUGAUUCUUCUGUGGAAAAGCUAGACGAAGAACCAGAAAAUGUACUGAGCGGUCGUCUAGCAACGUUGGUCAACGUUUUGAAUGUCAUGAAACCACGUCGUAAACAUAUAGCUGAUGAAAUUACACCAAAUCUUAUAACUGUUUAA